Messenger RNA from Sclerotinia sclerotiorum 1980 UF-70, 2274 nucleotides. RefSeq lists its product as hypothetical. Gene Ontology annotation, biological process: lipid metabolic process. Gene Ontology annotation, molecular function: triacylglycerol lipase activity. Bases 1 to 2274 code for a protein of 757 amino acids. The record is from RefSeq and is a predicted model, not a curated record. The transcript is spliced from 3 exons. Lineage: Eukaryota; Fungi; Ascomycota; Leotiomycetes; Helotiales; Sclerotiniaceae.
AUGGCGGAUCUCCGCCACAACACAGAUGGUCCAUCACCACUCUCCGCAGAAGGCUACGAUGAAUCGCUCCUUCCCGAUUUCCACCGGGAAUUCAUUUCUGAAGAACACCUCCAAGAAUUUGCCAACGCGCUGAGCGCACCAGAUCCAAGUCCUAGUUCAGAUGAUCUGUCAGUAUAUUCGCAAGUUCAGAGUCCGAGAGAGCCAUCUACACCACAUCGCAGCAGUAUAGAUAUACGGAGAAAUAGUAAAGUUGCACUUGGGAGUGGAUCAAAUACACCGGGAGAUAGGGGAAGUUUGUUCAUUACUGCCCAGAACGACUGGGCUCCGGUGAAUCCUACGAGGUUAGGCGGGAGGGGGAAAAGGAAAGGAGAGAAGAGGAAGGCAGGUAGAAAAUCGAGAAGAAGUAAAGAUGAGACGAGAGAAGGAUAUCUAUAUUCCAUUUUGAAAUGGCCAUUACUGGGAGUGGUUUUUAUGUGGAUUGGGGGGUUAGGAUUGUCAUAUUUGGUGACGAGAUUGUAUAUUUGGACAUAUGAGCAUUUCAUUGCUUGGAGGGGCAAACGAAAUCAGUUGCGGAAACGACUGUACAGCACCACGAACUACGGCGAUUGGGUCAAAGAAGCACAAGAAUUGGAUAAAUAUCUAGGAAACGAUAAGUGGAAAGCUGAGGAUGAAUACGCCUACUAUGAUUCCAAGACAGUGCGAAGAGUUUUGGAACAGAUUCGAAAGUGCAGACGGAGAAUCGAACAAGAGGAUGGAGCAGGAAAGUCAUCCAACGGAAGUGCUGCGACAAAAGCAAAAGCAGUUGAGGACCUGAAAGCAUUAAUCGAGGCAUGCGUAAAGAAUAAUUUUGUGGGAGUAGAAAAUUCAAGAUUAUACUCCCAAACUUAUUACGGAACGAAGAAUUUGGUACAAAAUUUCGUUGAUGAAGUCGAGAGAGGUGUUUCAAUUCUGGCAAAAUCUGAUCUACUCCAAGAUGAAGAAAAGCGUACACUCUUCAAACGGAUGCACACAAAUUAUGGUCGCACGGCACUUUGUCUUUCUGGUGGAGCAUCUUUUGCUUAUUACCAUUUUGGAGUUAUUAAAGCAUUGCUAGAUGCGAAUCUUUUGCCGGAAGUGAUAACAGGGACUUCAGGGGGUGCUCUAGUAGCUGCUUUAGUCGCCACAAGAACCAACGAUGAAUUAAAGGCGUUGCUUGUCCCUGCUCUAGCUGGUCGAAUCAAUGCCUGCUCGGAGCCAUUCACUACUUGGGUGCCUAGAUGGUGGAAAUCAGGAGCCAGAUUCGACUCAGUAGAAUGGGCUCGACGAUGCAGUUGGUUUACGCGAGGUAGCAUGACUUUCCGUGAAGCAUACGAACGAACUGGCCGAAUCCUUAAUGUGUCAUGCGUUCCUGCUGAUCCUCACAGUCCUACCAUAUUGACCAAUUAUUUGACAAGUCCUGAUUGUGUUAUAUGGUCAGCAGUUCUAGCUUCAGCGGCUGUUCCUGGCAUUUUGAACCCCGUAGUUCUUAUGAUGAAGCAACGAGAUGGUACUCUUGCACCAUACUCAUUUGGUCACAAAUGGAAAGAUGGGAGUUUACGGACCGAUAUUCCUCUCAAAGCACUAAACCUACACUUCAAUGUCAACUUUAGCAUCGUUUCUCAGGUCAAUCCUCAUAUUAAUCUAUUUUUCUUCUCUUCACGAGGUUCAGUCGGUCAACCAGUCACUCAUAGACGUGGUAGAGGUUGGAGGGGUGGAUUCCUUGGAAGCGCCACUGAACAAUAUCUCAAACUCGAUCUUAAGAAAUGGCUGAAAGUAGUACGCCACCUUGAGUUACUACCACGUCCUUUGGGUCAGGAUUGGAGUGAAAUAUGGCUUCAACAAUUCUCGGGAAAUAUUACAAUCUGGCCACGAUCCAUCAUCUCGGACUUUUGGCGUAUCCUUAGUGAUCCGAAUCCAAAGCAAUUGGGCAGGAUGCUUCACGUUGGUCAGCAAAGUGUAUUCCCAAAACUAAUGUUUAUUGCCAAUCGAUUAAAAGUCGAAAGAAAUAUUGAGUCUGGAAGAAGAGCAACUCGACAGAAUGUGAGAAGAGGUAGCAUUGAGAGUAUUUUGAGUGAAGAUGAUUUGAAAGAUCUACUUGUACGAAGUGGUACGGCCAGCGAAGCCGAAGGGGAAACAGCUACACAAUCAGACGAUGAACUGACGGAUAGCGUGGUGACAUCUGAAGACGAAUUUGACGGACUCAAUUUGAAGAUGAGUGAGAAGGAACCCCUGAUUAAUGGGGAUAAGGAAGAGUAA